This is a messenger RNA of Adineta steineri, 295 nucleotides long. Lineage: Eukaryota; Metazoa; Rotifera; Eurotatoria; Adinetida; Adinetidae. The record is from the annotation of a GenBank genome assembly.
UAACUAAAAAUUAUGGUAAAUUGGAAGUGGCAUGAGUGUUUGCAUGUAAGCGAUAUAGAGAGAAGGUCGUUGUUUUAUUCCGUCAUGCUGUUCGAUAAGUAGAAACAUGCGACUCUGAUAAAUUCUUUUUUAUUUUUUAUCAAAGGCUCGAUUAAAUGAUCGUGAUGAAAUUCGACGCAAAUUAGCAGCGGGAAAUGAAUCUGAAGGUGAAAAUGAAGAUUAUUAUACAUCAGAUUAUAUAAAAAAAACAAUGAUCACAACAUCACAUCGGCGUCGACAAGGUAAAAAAAAAUGA